Messenger RNA from Trichobilharzia regenti, 2025 nucleotides. NCBI's taxonomy places the organism in Eukaryota, Metazoa, Platyhelminthes, Trematoda, Strigeidida, Schistosomatidae. The record is from the annotation of a GenBank genome assembly.
AUGCCUAAAUAUUUUGAUAAUUCAGUAUUAAUUAUUCAAAACAAGAUUUUUUAUCAAAAGAAUUUCAAUCUUUGUUGGAAUAUAUAUUUUAUAAGCUUAGUUCACAGUGACAAAUAUAAUAACUAUAGAAUUUCCAAUGACAGAUUCACUGCUGAUAAUGUUCCUUCUACUACUACUACUACUUCAGUGAAAAGUGAACUAAUUCCUAAGAAAGGAUAUAUCGUAGCUAUUGAUCAAGGCACAAGCAGUUCUAGAGUAAUUGUAUUCUCUACUGAAAAUGGUGAAAUUGUAACAAUGCAUCAAAUACCAGUAUCUCAGUCAUAUCCAUCACCUGGAUGGAUUGAAAUGAAUGCCAAUGAAAUAUACAACACAAUAUUAGAAUGUUUAAACAAGUGUGCAGAACAACUAAAAGUAAAUAAUAAAAAUGUAAAAGAUAUUAUCGGUGUUGGAAUUACAAAUCAACGUGAAACAACUAUAGCAUGGGAUCGUUAUACCGGGGAACCAUUAGCUCCAGCUGUCGUUUGGUCUGAUGCAAGAACAGCUGAUGAUGUAAUCAGGUAUACUCAACUAACACCAGACGGUUCACCGAAUGCUUUUCAGCAAACAACAGGUCUACCGAUACACAGUUACUUUUCAGCCCUGAAAAUGAGUUGGUUAUUAGAUAAUGUUGAUAAAGUGAAAUUAGCUAAUCAAGAGAAUCGUUUAUUAUUUGGAACAGUUGACAGUUGGUUAAUCUGGAAGUUAACUAAUCAUCAGUGUCAUAUUACUGAUGUUACUAAUGCUAGUCGUACAUUAUUAUUUAAUUUGAAUACAUUACAAUGGGAUAAUAAUUUAUGCCAAUUUUUUCAUAUCAAUCCAAAUUCACUUCCAAAAAUUUUAUCUUCCUCUGAAUAUAUUGGAAUAAUUCAAGAUAAUAAAUGUCUUAUGAAGGAUAUUUCAAUCUAUGGGAUAUUAGGUGAUCAACAAGCCUCAUUAGUUGCACAGACAUGGACUUCAUCAAUGUCAGCUGAUGAUAGUUUAUCAGAGGUGUCAGGUGUAAAAGUCACCUAUGGGACUGGAGCAUUUAUGCUAUGGAAUAUUGGCAGUCGACCGUAUUUUUCAGAUAAAGGCGUUCUAACUACAAUCGCUUAUCAAUUAGGCUCAAAUGAAAAACCACACUAUGCUUUAGAGGGUGCUGUAUCAUACGCUGCAGCUACAAUGCAAUGGUUAAAAUCGAAAUUGGAUUUAUUCAAAGAUUAUGAUGAAUGUGAAAAGUUAGCUGACAUGGUUCACAAACAACAGAGACCUGGGGAGUCAGAUCCAUGCUAUUUAGUUCCAGCAUUCAGUGGUUUAUUUUGUCCAUGGUGGCAAGAAAGUGCACGUUGCAUAGCUUGUGGAAUCACAUCGAAUGUCAGUAAAUCUGAUCUUAUUUAUGCUGGUCUAAGAUCCUCAGUUUAUCAAACAUAUGAUGUUAUGUCAGCGGCAACUUUAGCUAAAACUUCUGGUCGACGUAAUUCAGCAACACCUUUGAUAACAUUAAAAAAACCGAAUGAAAUUAUUGUUGACGGUGGAAUGUCCAACAGCAAUGUACUGAUGCAAAGUUUAGCUGAUAUUUUAGAUAUGAAUGUUCAGCGUCAUAAUCAUUCUGAUAUAAUGACGGCAUUAGGUGUAGCUGUUAUGGUCGCUUUAGCUCUGCAUGUUGAUCCAUCCGGAUUGUUAAAAAUUCGUCAAUACACAAAUAAACAGGAUCAAGAGAAUUCAGUGUUUCGUCCACAAAUUAAUUCAAAUGAUAGAGAUGUUAUGUUAGCUGGUUGGCAUGCUUCAGUGAAACGUAGUUUAAAUUGGAUAAAAGAUGAGAAAUCUAAUAAGUCAAAUAAUACCUUCCUUGAUUUAUUAAAUUAUGUUUAUAAUCAAGAUGAAAUGUCGAAUGAAGGCAUGAAAAAACAAAAAAAGUGUCCACUGUCAAAAAAACAGCAAAUAUCGAUCGGAGUUGCGGCUAUCGGUUUAUUUUUGGUCGGACUUCUUAUUGGGAAAAUGAUUAAAUAA